Messenger RNA from Xyrichtys novacula (pearly razorfish), 471 nucleotides. The record is from the annotation of a GenBank genome assembly. Lineage: Eukaryota; Metazoa; Chordata; Actinopteri; Labriformes; Labridae.
AUGCUACGCUACAACAACGGAAGCCUGCACGCAGCCUCUGUCUGUGAAGGCAUGUGACUGAAGAAGGACAUUCGGUAAAAUUAUGUGAACUUAGCGCUGAGUAGUUUCAAUUCUCCCUGCACCCACCUGACAGGCCUGCAUGCUUGUUAUUUAUCCUUGUCCCUGCGCAGAAAGAAGCCUACCCCUGCACGGCCUGCAGGGACGAGCUGCGCGCAAAAACACCGGCAUGGAUCACCGUCCCAGCACCGACUCCCGCAGCGAGACGAGCCUACUACGGUUUCUUACCCCUUGUUCGAAGAGAGCCCGCAGUGUUAUGAUCAUUGUGAGGGAGCAGCCCUGGAGCAGCAGCAGCAGCAGCAGCAGGCGGCUACAGUCCACUCCUUUGGCCGAGGUCGUUCGUCCUUCCCAGGCUUCUGUGUAGCGCACCUACCGCCGGAGAUCCACCGCACCUUUGGGCGUCAGACGGAUUAG